Globicephala melas (long-finned pilot whale) is the source of this 576-nucleotide messenger RNA. It is a transcript of the gene MRAP, whose product is annotated as melanocortin 2 receptor accessory protein. Gene Ontology annotation, biological process: regulation of adenylate cyclase-activating G protein-coupled receptor signaling pathway; protein localization to plasma membrane. Lineage: Eukaryota; Metazoa; Chordata; Mammalia; Artiodactyla; Delphinidae. Gene Ontology annotation, molecular function: corticotropin hormone receptor binding; type 3 melanocortin receptor binding; type 1 melanocortin receptor binding. The record is from RefSeq and is a predicted model, not a curated record. Gene Ontology annotation, cellular component: plasma membrane; endoplasmic reticulum.
AUGGCCAACCAGACCAAUGCCUCUACCGCAUACGACAGCUACGAAUACUACCUGGACUACCUGGACCUCAUUCCCGUGGAUGAGAAGAAGCUGAAGGCCAGCAAACAUUCGAUCGUCAUCGCCUUCUGGGUGAGCCUGGCAGCUUUCGUGGUCUUCCUGUUCCUGCUGCUUCUGUCCAUGUCCUGGCCAGCCUCCCCGCAGACGAGGAAAAGGGAAAGCCCCAAGCACCACCCAACGUGCCCCUGGAGUCUCGGCCUCAACCUCCCCUUCUGUGUCUGGAAGCAACCCCAGCACCACGGGGCCCCCCAGGGGACCCCGCCGCCUCUACCGAGCUCGGUCGAGGAACCAGGUGGCAGAGCGUUGGGCCCCGUCCAGCAGCUGCAGCAGGAGAGUCCCUCCACCUCGGCCCCCUUCCACCCCCCAGGGCCACCCUGCUCUCCUCUGGGAACUGGCCCUCGAUGGGGACCUGCACGGCACCAGCUGAUGUCAGGAACUUCAAGCCCAGUGAGCCUCCCCUGCAGACAGAACCUCUCGACAGUAGAACCAACAACCCAAACCAGGGCCAUUGCUGAGUGA